ACUCCACCUUUUUCUUUCUCUUUUCUUCUUUAACUUUUCCCCCCUCCUUCUCUUUCUUACAUUUAUCAUGUCAAGCACUGCUACAAACAGUCACGCCCACGACGAUGACUCUGACUUUGAUGAUAUGCUGGACGAUGUUCUUGACGACUUCAACGGCCUGUCUACAAAGGAAGUUCCCACAAAACCAGCAGCCAAGGGUGACCAAAAGUCAACAAAGACAACAGUAGAAGAUGAGGAUCCCACAGAAGACAGUUUGGAAUCCAUGUUUGACAAUGACGAGUUUUCUCGCCAACUUGCUGCCGGGAUGGAAGAACUGAUGGGACAGAUUGGCAAUGGGGCUGCUGGAAUUGGCGGUGGCGGUAAUAGUAACAGUAGUAAUAGUAGUAGUAGUGGUCAGGAUGCUGAAAUGAAACAAGUGUUUGAACAAGUCUGGAAAUCACUUGAUUCUGAAUUCUUGCUUCCAACUGGCUCUGGUAGCUCGAAAACACCAACCACAGAGUCAUCACCAUCAAAAAACCCUAAUACCACCACAACCACAGCCACAUCAAAUACAACAAACAAAGACCGGGGAACCGGAUCAAGUGACACAGGAACACAGACACCUUCUGCCCAAUCUUUCCAAGACACCAUUGCUCAGACCAUGAACAAAUUGAAAGAUAGUUCAAAACAAGUUGACUCAUCGAUUGCUGAAGAAACAGACGAUGCUUUUAUGGCCGAACUUAUGAAGCAAAUGGAAUCUCUUUCUGAUACCGGAGAGUUUGAAAAUGUUCUUGAAGGCAUGAUGCAGCAACUGAUGUCCAAAGAAAUGCUGUACGAACCUAUCAGAGAUCUUGCCAAAAAGUACCCUUCGUGGCUUGAAGAGAACAAGACCAAAUUGAACAAGACAGAUUAUGAAAAAUAUUCUUCACAAUACCUUGUAUGUCAACAAAUCGUUGCAAAGUAUGAAGCUCCUGGAUUUGAUGAAAAGAACGAGAGCCAAUCAAAGGAAAUCAUGGAUCUUAUGCAAAAAAUGCAAGAUUUUGGUCAGCCUCCGCCAGCACUACUCGAGGAAAUGGCACCUGGAGCAAACUUUGGCAAUCCCGGUGAAAUGCCAGAUGUAAAGGACCUUGAAAACUGCACAAUAAUGUAAAAGAAUGAAAUAAGAACAAUAAUAAAACAAAAACAAAAGAAAUUAUCAAAUAU
This is a messenger RNA of Phycomyces blakesleeanus NRRL 1555(-), 1182 nucleotides long. RefSeq lists its product as hypothetical. The transcript has 5 exons. Lineage: Eukaryota; Fungi; Mucoromycota; Mucoromycetes; Mucorales; Phycomycetaceae. Gene Ontology annotation, biological process: protein import into peroxisome membrane. The record is from RefSeq and is a predicted model, not a curated record. The coding region runs from base 68 to 1129 and encodes 353 amino acids. Gene Ontology annotation, cellular component: peroxisome; peroxisomal membrane.